This is a messenger RNA of Varanus komodoensis (Komodo dragon), 1920 nucleotides long. Its product is annotated as acyl-coenzyme A amino acid N-acyltransferase 2-like. Gene Ontology annotation, molecular function: fatty acyl-CoA hydrolase activity. Lineage: Eukaryota; Metazoa; Chordata; Lepidosauria; Squamata; Varanidae. The record is from RefSeq and is a predicted model, not a curated record. Bases 119 to 1372 code for a protein of 417 amino acids. Gene Ontology annotation, biological process: fatty acid metabolic process; acyl-CoA metabolic process. The transcript has 4 exons. Gene Ontology annotation, cellular component: peroxisome.
GAGAGGCUUUUCUGUGGGAACCUGGGAGGUAGGACAGGCUCGCGAGGGAGAGGAGCUGACUCAGCCCUGGGGAAUCCAACGUUAAGAAGUGCCCAGGUCUACCCAAGUGUUGGCUGCCAUGGCUCAGCUCACUGCCACGCCGAGAAGUGCACUAGCCGACACACCUGUGUCGAUUUCCGCCUCGGGCCUGGCCCCCUCCCAGCCUGUCACCCUGCAGGCAUUGCUGACUGAUGAAAAAGGGGUGAAGUUUGAGGCAGUCGCCUUCUACCAGGCAAACGAGGCCGGGGUCGUGGAUCUGGAGCAGGCAUCUGCCCUGGGAGGCAACUACGUAGGGGUGUGGCCCAUGGGCCUCUUCUGCACCCUGAAGCCGGAGAAGAUGUUCCACAGGCUGCUGAAACGCGACGUGAUAAACAGCCCCUUCCAUGUCCAGAUCAACCUGUUCAGCUCCUUUGAGUUGAACCCACCGCCUGCGAUGGCACCAGUGGCCACUUGCACUGUGGAGAGGUGGUACGCAGCUCCUGGAAUUGAGCGUUUCCCCAUCAAGACGGGGCGGGUCCGGGGGACCCUUUUCUUGCCUGCAGGGCCUGGGCCAUUUCCAGGAGUGAUUGACAUGUUUGGUGGGGCUGGAGGCCUCUUUGAGUUCCGAGCAAGCCUACUUGCUAGCAGGGGCUUUGCUGUUCUGGCGCUGGCUCUCUUUGCAUAUGAGGACCUGCCUAAGAACCUGACAGAAGUGGACCUGGAAUAUUAUGAGGAGGCGUGCAAACUGCUCUUACAACACCCUAAGGUAAGAGGGCCAGGACUCGGAGUCAUCGGGUUAUCCAAAGGGUCAGAAAUAGCACUGGCCAUGUAUACCUUCUUAGAGCAAAUUGUGGCUGCCGUGUGCAUCAAUGGUACCACAGCAGUGAUAGGUGCACCAGUCCGCUUUCGUGACAUCCACAUCCCUGCUGCUCCCUACACAAUGGAGAAAGUUCGCAUCAAUGACAUAGGUGUGAUGUCUACUCUCCCUAUCUUUCAAGAUCUUGAGGAUAAAUAUCAAACCUCUGUCAUCCCUCUGGAGAAGGCCCAGGGUCACGUGCUCUUUGUGGUGGGAGAAGAUGACCACAGCAUAAACAGCAAGUCGCUUGCCGAGAGAGCCAUAGCCAGAGCAAAGCAGCAUGGGAAAAAUAACUGUGCCUUGCUCUCAUACCCAGGGGCUGGUCACCUAAUACAAACCCCAGGAAUCCCCUUUUGCUACAUCUCCACAAUCAGGGGCAAACCUACAGCAUGGGGAGGUGAAGCAAAGGCCCAUGCCAAAGCCCAGGAGCACUCCUGGAUGGAGAUUCAGAAAUUCUUUGAGCUUCAUCUUGGCCCAGCUGGAAAUCGCAGUUUGUGAUGUUGGAAGAAAAGAUGCCUGUUCUGCCUUCCUAUCUUCUAAAGCUGAUCGAAGAUAUCAAGCCACAGACAAGAGAAAGCCUGAGUAAGAAUAUCCUUGUGAUAUGGUCUACUAUAUUUAGUCAUUAGAAAUAGAACAUUAAGGGUUAAUAGUUUGCAUUAAGAGUUAGACACCGUUGAAGGACACCAGAGAAUGCAUAAGCGGACACUAACCAGUCUUUGUUCCUAAAAGGUCGAGUGGUGCCUGUUUAUACAAUUAUUCAUGGAGAAAAUGGUGGCUGUAAUUUUAUCUUUCUUUUGCUCUAUUUUAUUUUCUUAUAUUCUAGACUGUCUAUUUGGAGGGGAAUUUCAACUCAGGCUAGGCCAGUUCAGACAGCAUAGCAUGAAAACUAAAGCUGGCCACUGAUAUAACACACAAAAAUGAUCAGUCUUAUUCAAGAUGAUGUAUUAGAAUAAUUAAGCUACAUGCUUAUGAUUUUGCUGUUAAUUCUUUAUUUCCUUUCAAACUAGCUGUGUUGUCACUUUUAAGUGCAUUUCCAUUUAAAUUAA